This is a messenger RNA of Alosa alosa (allis shad), 1202 nucleotides long. RefSeq names its product cyclin G1 (gene ccng1). Gene Ontology annotation, cellular component: cytoplasm; cyclin-dependent protein kinase holoenzyme complex; nucleus. Gene Ontology annotation, biological process: mitotic cell cycle phase transition; regulation of cyclin-dependent protein serine/threonine kinase activity. The record is from RefSeq and is a predicted model, not a curated record. The transcript is spliced from 6 exons. Gene Ontology annotation, molecular function: cyclin-dependent protein serine/threonine kinase regulator activity. Lineage: Eukaryota; Metazoa; Chordata; Actinopteri; Clupeiformes; Clupeidae. Bases 199 to 1098 code for a protein of 299 amino acids.
GCAAACAAAAUCGGUGCCUGACGCCAAGGGUUGGGGUGUGCAAGGACAGAUCAUUACGCUUGCUUUAAACUUGAGUACAUAUUGUGUAUACUUUGAUUGUACUUUCAAUUUCUUCAAUCUUUAUUUUUAAAAUAUAACAUUGUGUAAGCCUAUAACACUUUAAGGUGUUCUCUGCUGUUCAAACAGAACGACAAGAAGAUGAUCGACACAUUGUCAGGACCAGAUGCCCUACCUUUUGCUGUACAGCUCAAGGCCCUUUUGGACCAGGAGGGACGAUUCCAGCCCAAACUAUGUGGCCUGAGAAUCAUUGAGACGGCCCAGGACAAUGGACUCCGAAUGACCGCCAAGCUGAGGGAGUUUGAAGUGCGGGAUCUUCUCUCUCUGACCCGUUUCUUUGGAUUCAGUGCAGAAACAUUCUCUCUUGCCAUCAGUAUCCUGGAUAGAUUCCUUGCAGUGAUGAAGAUUCAACCCAAACACCUGGCCUGUGUGGGGCUGUGCUGUUUCUACAUCGCUGUUAAGUCCGCAGAGGAGGAGAAGAACGUCCCUCUGGCCAACGACCUGAUCCGCAUCAGCCAGAACCGCUUCACCGUGUCCGACAUGAUGCGCAUGGAGAAGAUCGUCCUGGAGAAGCUGCACUGGAAAGUGAAGGGACCUACCGCCCUUCACUUCCUGAGGCUCUUCUACUCUCGCAUCCAGCAGCAAGUGGAAGGAGACAGUAAAAAGGUCCUUGACAUUGAGGUGCUUGAAGCCCAGUUGAAAGCAUGUCACUGCUGUUUUGCCUUCUCCAAAGUUAAGCCAUCUCUGCUGGCCAUGGCCAUACUGGCUCUUGAGAUCCAGGAACAGCACGAGUAUGGUGACGCUGAAGGCCUUCUGGAGGCCCUGCAGGGGAUCCAGCAGCAUCUUGGUAUCAAAAAUGGUGACUUGGUGUGCGUGAGGGAGCUUGUGGGAAAGUGCCUUGUUGAGUAUUCUUCCACAAAGUGCCAAAGACCAAACGUCCAGAGACUUCGAUGGAUUAUUUCGGGCAGAACUGCCAGACAACUGAAGCACAGCUACUACAAGAUUGCCCACUUGCCAACAAUCCCCGAGUCUGCCUGUUGACGUGCAGUGGACAUGGUGUGGGCAAAUACAUGCAAAACUGAAGUAGGCAAUUGAGCAGGCUUUUCUUUUGGAAGGAAUUAUAUAACGUGUUAUCUAACUACUUC